Messenger RNA from Aspergillus pseudonomiae, 571 nucleotides. RefSeq lists its product as uncharacterized. Bases 31 to 378 code for a protein of 115 amino acids. NCBI's taxonomy places the organism in Eukaryota, Fungi, Ascomycota, Eurotiomycetes, Eurotiales, Aspergillaceae. The transcript has a single exon. The record is from RefSeq and is a predicted model, not a curated record.
GGCGAACGAGUCAACGUCCCCAACGGCUCCAUGGGUCCCAUCCAUAGAUCUUGCCGAACCAAUUUUUGGAAGAGACGACUAAAUAACGCAUUCGUUGUGGUCUGUCAUACUCUAUCUCUCUAUCCGUCUCCCCUUUUCCUUUACAAUUUUUUUGUCUCAUCUUUAUCUCUGGGGUGUCGUUUUAAGGAGCAACUAUCUAUGCCUUUGGACACAGUACCUGUGACUUCAAGAGUACACUGUAAAUCAAUGGCUGCCAUAAUACCUUCACGCUUCGGAAAUGUUUCAGACAUGAACAUUUGCCCGGUCAUGUGGUGUCUGAGCUCCAAAACAUUACUUACCCUCACUGGGCGCUGGGCUAACUAUAGGAACAAAAUCUAAAUUCCUCAUUAGCUUAAAUGAGGGCAUCCAUUCAUACCCCUGAUGGCUGGGGUUUUCCAUGAUGCCAUCGUGGACAUACAUAUUCUGACCAUAUAAUUGAAGUCCAUGGCAAGGUUCAUAGCUGAGCCCGUGCAAACUGUAACGCAUGACAUGUUUUACGACCAUGUUAAUUUUCAACCUUGGGAGGGCUGAG